Messenger RNA from Thalassophryne amazonica, 2271 nucleotides. It is a transcript of the gene palm1a, whose product is annotated as paralemmin 1a. Lineage: Eukaryota; Metazoa; Chordata; Actinopteri; Batrachoidiformes; Batrachoididae. The transcript is spliced from 9 exons. The record is from RefSeq and is a predicted model, not a curated record. Bases 25 to 1173 code for a protein of 382 amino acids. Gene Ontology annotation, cellular component: membrane. Gene Ontology annotation, biological process: regulation of cell shape.
GCAGUGUCUCUGCGGCGGAUCAGGAUGCAGUUGUGCGAGCUGGUCUCGGACCAGGAUCGACUGCAGCUCAUCGGGGAAAAGAGGAAGUUCCAGCUGGAGGUGGAGAAUAAGAAGCGUCAGCUGGAGAACGACAGGAGGACGCUACAGCAUCUGAAGUCAAAGGCUCUGAGGGAGCGCUGGCUGCUGGAAGGAUCGCCCCCUGCUGGAGCUGAUCAGCGCGAGGUGAAGAGACAGCUGGAGGAGGACGAGGUCCGGACGAGGACUCUGGAGGACACUGUCACCAGGCUUGAGCAGGAGAUCUUCACUUUGGAGGCUGGAACACACACUGCAGUACCGUCAGAAACUGUUCCAGAGGCCAAAGUUCAUAAGAGCCCUCCAAUCAGUGACCACAGAGAGACUGAGGACGAGAUGAAGCGAGCUGUGUAUUCAGUAGAGAUUAAAGUGGAGCGACACAAAGUUACCGGGGAAACUCGCGUUCUGUCCACACACACCACACUUCCUGUUGACCUCUCUGAACACGGGGUCAAAGUGUACGAGGACGAGCAGAAAGUUGUCCAUGAGAUGAACGGUGAGGACGGCGUGCACCUGCUCAGUUCCUCUGAGGUCGAGGAACUCAUCCAGAAAGCUGACCAGGCUUCUCUGUCACAGGAGGUCACCGUGGUAACCGUACGCCCACCAGCAGCACGCCCACCAGCGGACACCAAGGAGGGCGCUUUGCUGCCUCGGGUCGAAAUCACCGGCCUCGAGGCCAAACCCGGCGCUGCUCCAGAUGUGGCAGAAGCCAGUGUAGAGAAGCCGGUUACCAUGGUGUUCAUGGGAUAUCAGGACGUGGAGGACGAGGACGAGACCAAGAAGGUCCUCGGCCUGCAGGGGACGGUCAAAGCCCAGCUCGUCGUCAUUGAUGACGGCGAGGGGAAAAGCACGAGCUGUGAGGAGGAAAACAUGUGUGCCCGCUUAGUUCAGAUGGCAGCCCUGGAUCCUCCUGGUGGUACUGCCACGCCCACAGCCACAAUGGCUGCCACACCCACAGUGACACCUGUUGCUGCACCCACAGCCACGCCCACUGCAGCUCAACAGAUGAUGGCAAGCAACGGGGACAAUACAGGAGAAGUGGAGGGCGGAGCUUCAAAGAGCAAAAAAAAGCAGCCCUGCAAGUGCUGCACCAUCAUGUGAGCCUGCAGAGGGCGCUGUUGGAAGAAAACAGACUGUCUCAGAGUAAUUAAACCCCGCCCACUGCUCACCGCUAACCACUAACAGGAUGGAACCCGCUUCACGUCGCUUAAUUCUCAUGUUAACUUGUUUGUGUUGCUUAUUUGCAGAUGUUACUGGAACUUGUCUACUGACUUCUGAAGUCGUAAGUCUUGAUUCUUCAACAACCAACUGAACAGAACAAACAUCUGAUUUUCUUUUUUAUGUGCAUGAGUCAGGUGGCAGUCAUGUGACCCGGCACGAACCCUGUGUGACAUCACGUGACCCUGUUCAGCAGCUCGGCUUGUUUCAAAGCAGUCUGUUCAUGCAGUACCGCCCUCAACCACAAGGGCGCAAAGAAAAACAGCCAACAGAUGAGAAGUUGUGCUGCUCUAAUCUGCCCCCUGGUGGACAAACAGUUAAUGCUACACAACCAUGUUAGUCCUGGGCAAAUCAGAAAUACAGAGCUGAAGUUCCACCCCCUCAGAUCAAGAUGGGCCUUUUCUGUUCAUUCAUUGGUUUUCUGCUGGUUUUGUGUAUUUUAUUUAUUUUAUCCCCUCCCCCCGUUCUGAUGAUCACACAGAUGCUCGCCCGCUCUGACGACUACCACAGACGCUCACUCGGUCUGAGAGCGAUCACAGACGCUCACUCACUUUGAGAGAGAUCACAGACUCUCACUCGCUCUGAUGACUACCACAGACGCUCACUCGCUCUGAUGACUACCACAGACGCUCGCUCUGAUGACUACCACAGACGCUCGCUCUGAUGACUACCACAGACGCUCACUCGCUCUGAUGACUACCACAGACGCUCACUCGCUCUGAUGACUACCACAGACACUCGCUCUGAUGACUACCACAGACGCUCACUCGCUCUGAUGACUACCACAGACACUCGCUCUGAUGACUACCACAGACACUCGCUCUGAUGACUACCACAGACACUCGCUCUGAUGACUACCACAGACACUCGAUCUGAUGACUACCACAGACGCUCACUCGCUCUGAUGACUACCACAGACACUCGCUGUGAUGACUACCACAGACGCUCACUCGCUCUGACGACUACCACAGACGCUCACUC